Pistacia vera is the source of this 3237-nucleotide messenger RNA. Its product is annotated as kinesin-like protein NACK1. The transcript has 15 exons. Gene Ontology annotation, biological process: microtubule-based movement. The record is from RefSeq and is a predicted model, not a curated record. Gene Ontology annotation, molecular function: microtubule motor activity; microtubule binding; ATP binding. Lineage: Eukaryota; Viridiplantae; Streptophyta; Magnoliopsida; Sapindales; Anacardiaceae. The coding region runs from base 174 to 3062 and encodes 962 amino acids.
CCCCUUUUCAUCUUCUCUCUCUGUUUCACGCUCCAUUAUUGAUUCCAUUCCUCUUUCCCUGUGCUUGUUUGGUUGCUUACAAGCUCACUGUUCAGAUCUGAACCUCACCCAGAUCGCUAUUUCACUCGAUUCUUUAUCUCUUUUUAAGUACAUAAUUUAAAGUAGGGAAGAAGAUGACGGUGAGAACUCCAGGAACCCCAGCUUCAAAGAUAGAGAAGGCGACACCAGUGUCGACGCCUGGGGGACCAAAAGCUAGGGAAGAGAAGAUUGUAGUUACUGUAAGGUUAAGGCCUCUUAACAAAAGGGAGCAGUUAGCCAAAGAUCAAGUGGCUUGGGAGUGUGUUGAUGAUCACACUAUUGUGCAUAAACCAUCGCCUCAAGAACGCGUGCCCCAACCGGCUUCUUUUACAUUUGAUAAAGUAUUUGGGCCUUCCUGUUUAACUGAAACUGUAUAUGAAGGAGUAAAGAAUGUUGCUUUGUCUGCUUUGAUGGGCAUUAAUGCUACCAUAUUUGCAUAUGGGCAAACCAGCAGUGGGAAGACAUAUACCAUGAGAGGAAUAACAGAGAAAGCUGUUAAUGACAUUUACAACCAUAUAAUGAAUACCCCGGAGAGAGAUUUUACAAUCAAGAUUUCUGGACUAGAAAUCUACAAUGAGAAUGUCAGGGACUUGUUAAAUUCAGAAUCUGGCCGCAAUCUCAAGCUUCUAGACGAUCCAGAGAAAGGCACUGUGGUUGAGAAGUUGGUGGAGGAAAGAGUAAAUAACGAUCAGCACUUAAGGCAUCUGAUCAGUAUUUGUGAAGCCCAAAGGCAAGUUGGUGAAACUGCCCUAAAUGAUACUAGCUCUCGGUCACACCAAAUACUAAGGCUGACUAUAGAAAGUACUCUCCGAGAAAAUUCAGAUUGUGUGAGAUCUUUUGUUGCAAGCUUGAACUUUGUGGAUUUAGCCGGAAGUGAACGAGCCUCACAGACACAAACAGAUGGCGCUAGGCUCAGGGAAGGCUGCCAUAUUAACCUCAGUUUAAUGACUCUGACUACUGUAAUCAGAAAGCUCAGUGUUGGAAAAAGAAGUGGCCAUAUCCCCUAUCGAGACUCGAAGCUUACUCGUAUAUUACAACACUCUCUUGGUGGGAAUGCACGUACUGCCAUCAUAUGCACUUUAAGUCCAGCUCUAAGCCAUUUUGAGCAAUCUCGAAAUACUCUGUUUUUUGCCACCCGAGCAAAGGAAGUGACUAAUAAUGCACGUGUGAACAUGGUUGUUUCGGACAAGCAGCUAGUGAAACAUUUGCAGAAAGAAGUAGCAAGACUUGAAGCAGAGCUGCGCACACCUGAUCCAUCAAGGGAAAAAGAUCUGAAAAUUCAGCAGAUGGAGAUGGAAAUGGAAGAACUAAGACGCCAAAGAGAUAUGGCGCAAUCUCAGGUGGAUGAGUUACGUAAAAAGCUUCAGGAAGACCAGCAGACUUUAAACCCAGUAGAGUUGCCCUGCCCAUCAGUGAAGAAGUGUCUCUCUUACUCUGAUGCAUUGUCACCAAAACUUGAUGGCAAAGAGCUUGGCCGUGGUGAGAGAACAAGGAAAGCGAUAUUAAGGCAGUCCAUGAGGCAAUCAUCAGCUGCUCCUUUCACUCUAAUGCAUGAGAUCCGCAAGCUUGAACACCUUCAGGAACAGCUAGGAGAAGAAGCCAACCGAGCUCUUGAAGUGCUUCAAAAGGAAGUAGCUUGUCACAGACUGGGUAAUCAAGAUGCAGCCGAGACAAUUGCGAAACUGCAAGCAGAAAUAAGGGAAAUGCGUUCUGUUCGAUCAGAUCCAAAAGAAGUUGAAGUUGGAAGUGUAAUUGCUCCUAAUAAAAGUGUUAGUGCUAACCUCAAAGAAGAAAUAACAAGACUUCAUUCACAGGGCAGCACCAUUGCAGAUCUUGAGGAGCAACUGGAAAAUGUUCAGAAGUCUAUAGAUAAAUUAGUAAUGUCUCUUCCAAGCAAUAAUAUUCAACAAUCUGACAGUGAAGUGAUUCCCAAAGCUAAGAACCAAUCAAAGAAGAAAAAAUUACUUCCUCUAGCUGCAAGUAAUGUUGUCAAUCGGCAAAAUUUUAUAAAAUCUCCUUGCUCUCCUCUAUCAACAUCUCGGCAAAUUUUGGAUUCUGAGAUUGAAAAUAGAGCUCCAGAGAAUGAUGACAUGGUAUCCUGUGAGACCCUGCAAGAAUAUGAGAAAGAGACUCCCACAAAGAGUGAGGAAGGUGGAGAUGUAUCAUCAAAGGAAGGCACUCCAGGUUAUCAGCGUUCAGUUAAUAUGAAGAAAAUGCAGAAGAUGUUUCAGAAUGCAGCUGAGGAGAAUGUAAGAAGCAUAAGAGCAUAUGUAACAGAACUAAAAGAACGUGUGGCAAAACUGCAAUACCAAAAACAGCUACUUGUUUGCCAGGUGCUUGAGAUGGAAGCAAAUGAAGCAGCUGGAUAUAAUUUGGAGGAUGAAGAGAAUACAAUUGAGCCACAGGAACCCCAAGUUGCAUGGCAUAUAACUUUUAAGGAGCAAAGACAGCUUAUAAUUGAGUUAUGGGAUGUUUGCUUUGUCUCCAUCAUUCAUAGGACACAGUUUUAUUUGUUAUUCAAGGGAGAUCCGGCUGAUCAAAUAUACAUGGAAGUGGAGCUUAGGCGCCUGACUUGGUUGCAGCAGCAUUUGUCAGAACUAGGAAAUGCAAGCCCAGCUCAUGUGGGAGGCGAACACACCAUCUCUCUUGCAUCAAGUAUUAGAGCAUUGAGGCGUGAAAGGGAGUUCCUAGCCAAGAGGUUGACCUCGCGUUUGACUGAGGAGGAGAGAGAUUCAUUGUAUAUUAAAUGGAAUGUCCCGCUUGAAGGGAAACAGAGAAAGCUGCAGUUUGUAAACAAGCUUUGGACAGAUCCUCAUGAUGCCAAGCAUAUACAGGAGAGUGCUGAGAUAGUGGCAAAGCUUGUAGGAUUUUGUGAAGGUGGCAACAUGCCUAAGGAGAUGUUUGAGCUCAAUUUUGCUUUACCAACAGAUAAGAGGCCAUGGAUUAUGGGCUGGAACCCUAUUUCAAACUUUCUACAUUUGUGAGAAACUACAUUUUGUUUUCUCCGUUUUGUAAGUAUUUCCCAUUUUGUACAUGUAAAUGAAUUCGGAGGUCUUUCUCCGAAUUUCUAUUUCUUUUCGUCAAGGCGUGACUGAUGGGAACAUUAGUUCUUUUUGUAAUCUUCAAAUUUCAAUAAUAGAAUUCAAUUCAUUUGUUUUU